Messenger RNA from Blumeria graminis f. sp. triticale, 1200 nucleotides. The record is from the annotation of a GenBank genome assembly. NCBI's taxonomy places the organism in Eukaryota, Fungi, Ascomycota, Leotiomycetes, Helotiales, Erysiphaceae.
AUGAAGAAUACAAACAGUGCUGAUGCCAUUGCCAAUGUUGUUUUGGAAGAAUUCGCAAAAUGGCCGGCGAAGAGGAAACCGCUAAAAAGAUCGGGAGGUAAACAGGAAUGGGUUCCUUUGAGCGGGAUUGUGGCGCAAGGACGAGGUACCUUGACUUGUUUGGCGGUAGCAACUGGAAUGAAAUGUCUUCCUCAAAAUAAGAUACACCAAGCUCAAGGCACCACACUUCACGACUGGCAUGCAGAGAUUCUAGUAGUCAGAUCCUUUAACCGAUUUCUUCUUGAGGAAUGUUUCGCUUUGGUAUCUGCUGCAAAGAUUUCUUCAGACUUUAUUCGAUUAAGGAAUCCAGAGGAGAUCACUACAUCACAUCCCCAACCGUUCACAUUUCAUAAUGACUUAGAAUUGCACAUGUACUGCUCCGAAGCUCCUUGUGGAGAUGCCAGCAUGGAGCUCACUAUAGCAGCUCAGGAAGAUUCUACUCCAUGGAACCUUCCCUCAACCUCCAAACAGGUUCUAUCUCCUCAGAGCUUACUAGAUGGUCGCUCUUACUUUUCUCAACUCGGGACUAUACGUCGAAAGCCAUCGCGUCCCGAUGCGCCACCAACUCUUUCUAAAUCCUGCUCGGAUAAAUUGGCCCUAAAACAAUGUACAUCACUGCUCUCCUCAGCCGCAUCUAUCCUUAUAUCACCGGAAAACUUGUACAUUAACAGCCUCGUGAUUCCAAAAUCACAGAUGUGCGAAUCUGCUUGCAUCCGGGCAUUCUCAGUAUCAGGGCGUCUAGCACCUCUCAAAAAUAAGAUAAUUGAUAAACCAUGGAUCGGAGGCUACCAAUUUAGUCCAUUCCUCGUACUUCCAACUUCGCUAGAAUUUGCAUUUUCGCGUCGCCAAGAAUUACUGAGUUCCGGAAGCCUCGUGCCAAGCAAUCUGGCGUCCUUUUCUACCAUAAAUAGUAGCGGAACUCUAAUUGGAGGCACACUUCAAGGCCGCAAGCAAUUUUCUUCCAAAGGCUACGUGAGAAACACAUCCACAGAAAAUUUGCUAAAUGCAGCGACAUACUUCGAGCUUAAGCAAUGUGAUUCAUUAAUCAAUCGUCGUGCGAUCAAGUCCAUGGUAAGAGGUGUGCUAGGAGGAAAUCUAGGUGAACGGGCAUGGGUGCCGAAUUUUGGAGGGGAAGAAUGGCCGCUACACUGUAGCUUCUAA